GUGGGUGGGGGUCUCGCUACAAAGUCGCUUGUCGUUUUUCCAUCCCGGAAGGUCCAGCCUACAUGGAAAGUUGCCGUGGACGAGCGCGCAUCAGCACCGCAGGCACAGGCUGCUGUUGAGGAACCCACCCCUUCCUCACCCGGCGGGCGAGCAGGAGCGGCAGCGGCAACAUCGCCGACAUGGCUUCCAAAGCGCUGGACGGCGGCUGGGGAUGGGCCAUCGUGGUGGCCUCCUUCCUGGCCCAGCUGCUGGCCUACGGUUCCCCGCAGUCGGUGGGCGUCCUCUACCCCGAGUGGCUGCACGCAUUCCAGGAGGGCAAGGGCAUGACGGCCUGGGUGGGCUCCCUGGUGGCCGGAGUGGGCCUCAUUGCUAGUCCCGUGUGCAGCGCCUGCGUGGACAACUUCGGCGCUCGCCCCGUCACUAUCUUCAGCGGCGUCAUGGUGGCCGGCGGCCUGAUGCUCAGUGCCUUCGCUCCCAAUGUCCAGUUCCUCAUCUUCUCCUAUGGCAUUGUCGUCGGUCUGGGUUGCGGUCUGGUCUACGCAGCCACCUUGACAAUCACCUGUCAGUAUUUUGACAAGAGACGCGGCCUUGCCCUCGGCAUCGUCACCACAGGCACCAGCGUCGGAGCCUUCAUCUUCGCCACGGCUCAGAACGAGCUCAUCGUGCUGUACGGCCUGGACGGCUGCCUCCUGAUCAUCGGCGCGCUGGCGCUAAACCUCAUGGCCUGCGCCGGCUUCAUGAGGCCCCUCAACAUGCCGGGGUACUACCUCAAACAGAAGGCGGCCCUGGAACGCAACACAGAGGGGCAGCUCUUCGAAAAGCACCAGCUGGACGACCUGAAGACGCCGUCGGGUUCUACGGCGUCCACUCAGGAGAAGAGUCUGAUGGUGAAGGAGCUUCUCAUCACCAUCGACGGCAUGGACGCCAACAUUCAGGUGGAGAAGAAGAGGAGCAGCUUCCUGGCUCGGCUGGGCGUCAUGAAAAUCAUCAAGAAAAAGAGGCAGGCUUCCUCCAAGUACAUGACCUCUAUGUAUGAGAUACUGCAGGACCAAGCCAUGGUGGCCUUCUGCAUUGGCGUCUUCCUGUUUAGCCUGGGAGCGUUUCCUCCUGUGCUCUUAAUUGAGGACGUGGCACAGAGCCAGGGACUCAUCGACGAAGUCAGUGUCAUUCCUCUGGUCUCCAUCGGAGCCAUCGCAACAUGCGUGGGCAAACUGGUCCUUGGUAUGCUGGUGGACAUCAGGUGGAUCAACAGCAUCUACUUGUACACCUUCACCAUGUUUGCAGGAGGUGUCAUGCUAUUGCUCAUCCCUGUCACUAAAAGCUACAUGGGACUCCAGAUCCUCUCCGCCAUCUUGGGCUUCUUCUCGGGAAACUGGUCCAUCACCUCGUACAUUACCACCAAGAUUGUCGGCUUGGACCGACUCACACAAGCCCACGGAAUUGUCAUGUUCUUUGGUGGAUUUGGGAUCAUGCUGGGACCACCUGUUGUUGGUUGGUUCUUUGACUGGACGCAGUCUUACGACCUGGCGUUCUACUUCAGUGGGAGCUGCGUGUUGCUGGGAACGCUGGUUCUCUCCCUGCUCACACUGCCAUGCUGGAAUAGGAAACCCACGUCCGAGAACGACAGACCGGGCGUGCAGUACACCAGCAACUGCGACAAAGUGGCCUCUGUCGCGUGAAUAUGAGCACAUAGGGUGAACGUGCCAACACUCCGGGCCCCAUUGACUGCACUGCAAAUGCUCUAUCUGAAGGACCUCGGACUACAAGCACGGUUUGCCCUCAUAACCGCUGCCAGGUGUACAUGCACCAAGACACUUAACUGAGAAAAUCCAGGCCUUUCCUCCAAAAACCAUACCUGUAUUUCUCAGGUUCACGCCAAACACACAUUGCACAUCAGUUGAAGGUACAACCCUGCUGUAGGGGUCGGUCCUCUUUUAUAGCCUCAUUUUACGAGGUGGUCCAAACAAUAAUCUUGUUAAAUGGCCGUGUGCUGAAACUUGAAUCCACUGCAAAUGCACAAAAAACCCUGAAGAAUUAAGAGUGAACUUUUAAUAAUCUUAACUUAAGCAACAAGUUUUGAUUUGUUUUUGUAUGUGCAUCUGACAUACACCUUGUACAUUACAAAAGCAUCAAUGAUAGUUAAUUCCUGUCAACACGUAAUGCCUGUUUGAACAAUACACAUGCCUUGCUUUAUAGACAUUUUACUUUUCAAGUUUUUUUACUUUUAGAACCAGGAAUUCCACACCAUGAGCUACACCUGCACAAUCCAAUAAGCUCCGACACAAGAGCUAUGCCAAAAAGACAAUGCUGUUUUGAUUUGACACUGUCAAGAGGUAUUCAUUUAAGAAUUCUCAUUUUUCUGGUUGUAUAACUUAUUUUUACGACGCUGGAGUGUGCAGGUGUACCUAAUGUACAUCAUUUUUUUUCUGGAUCAGCAAGUAAAGCUGAUGUUUUUCAUUCUUUCAUCUUUGCGGCAUAACUAUUUUGACCAGGCUGGGCCUUUUUUUCAUGCCUUUUUUUGUAUAUGUUGUGUGUGUUAGUACUACAGUAUAAUGCACACACGUGCGCAGAUUUGUGUAUUGUGUGAUAUACUUUUGUAUUAGCACUAGUUUGAAAAGUCUUACGUACUCCAGACUUUUAUAUGCACCUGGCUGUAGAUUUGUAAGUCAUGUUUUAAGUUAGAACUGUGUAUGCGGAAUCACACGUAGACUUGAGAAGCACGUGACUGUUGGUCAGGAGACCACUGAAAAUACUUCCAGUAGCAGGUAAAGGUUGUUAAGUGUUUUGAGGGGGAUUUCAUGUCUGUGAACGCAGGACAGGGUGCAGAACCGAUGCAACUGGCACUGACCUUGCAUAGAGAAAGUUAUGUCUGUUUUCUUACACUUGUUAUUUCUAGUCUGUUAUUUUGUGUGCGUUGUGCCAAUAAAUGGAGUUUGGAAGA
Phyllopteryx taeniolatus (common seadragon) is the source of this 2941-nucleotide messenger RNA. RefSeq names its product monocarboxylate transporter 9-like. The record is from RefSeq and is a predicted model, not a curated record. Gene Ontology annotation, molecular function: monocarboxylic acid transmembrane transporter activity. The transcript has 6 exons. Bases 180 to 1679 code for a protein of 499 amino acids. Gene Ontology annotation, biological process: transmembrane transport; monocarboxylic acid transport. Lineage: Eukaryota; Metazoa; Chordata; Actinopteri; Syngnathiformes; Syngnathidae.